CCCCACACCCGCAAACAUUACAACCUGUUUGUGUCGGUCACACUCGUCACGAGUUAGAGAUAUUUUCCCAAGAAGAAAAAAAACACUCUCCAUUUGUGCUUGUGUUUUUUCCCGGGAAAACUGAGUUCAAAAUGAUGAAGAAGAAACCGAGCGCGAGAGAGAAUUCGUCGUCGUCGUCGUCCACGGCGGCCAGAGAAGAAGAGAGCGAAUGGGAAAUGAGGCCCGGAGGAAUGCUGGUGCAGAAAAGGACCGCGAAUACGGAUGCUGCUGUAACACGGAAUUUGCGCCUCCGAAUCGCCUACGGUGCUCUCCGUUACGAGAUCUGCGUCAGUUCCAUCGCCACUUUCGGGGAAGUGAAGAAGGUGCUUUGUGGGGAAACGGGGUUAGAGGUGGAUGAACAGAAACUGGUGUACAGAGGCAGAGAGCGAGAAAAUGGAGAGUACUUGGACGUGUGCGGAGUGAAGGACAGAUCAAAAGUGGUGUUAAUCCAAGACCCUUCAAGCAUUGAGCGACGCUUCAUCCAGAUGCGUAUCAACUCUAAGAUCCAAACAGCACAUCGCGCAAUCAACAAUGUCGCUGUCCAACUUGAUCAGCUCGCGGACCAGGUCUCUGCCAUUGAAAAGUCUAUUUCCAACGGAGUCAAAGUACCAGAAGUUCAAAUCACAACACUAAUUGAGAUGCUUAUGAGACAAGCAAUCAAAUUAGAAAGCAUUUCUGCAGAAGGCGGUGCCUCUGCACAGAAAAAUUUGCAGGGAAAGAGAGUGCAAAAAUGUGUUGAAAAACUGGAUCAACUUAAGGUAUCUAAUGCAAGAAUAAAACCUGUUGUUGUUACAACCAAGUGGGAGAUCUUUGAUCAUCCUCCAUCCUCAACCACGUGGGAAUUAUUCGAUUGAGUUUGCUUCUCCCUCCCCUACAAUAUUUUUCUUUUACCCUUAUUUACUCUAGUUUACUCUCCUUUGUCUAUACGUACAAGCUUCUUGUUUCAGAACUCUGUCAAUAAGUCUUGCUAUCACACUUUUUUGUUCAAAAUGCUUCUUCAAAAUGGCAAUUCAAAUAGAAGUCAGAAAUGUUAAUAUAUAUCCAUAUUUGUUAUUUGAUGGUGAAUUCAUUAGUCGUUUCUUUCAGGGUUGUAUUUAUGAUCACAUGCAAUUUACCAUUCACUAUUUGUAACAGUUUAAAUGUAUCAAUCAGUUAUCUUUUGAACAUUAAUUAAUACGUGGGGCUUUCCAUUGUGAUAAA
This is a messenger RNA of Glycine soja, 1239 nucleotides long. RefSeq names its product BAG family molecular chaperone regulator 2-like. The transcript has 4 exons. Lineage: Eukaryota; Viridiplantae; Streptophyta; Magnoliopsida; Fabales; Fabaceae. Gene Ontology annotation, cellular component: cytoplasm. Bases 132 to 893 code for a protein of 253 amino acids. Gene Ontology annotation, molecular function: protein-folding chaperone binding; adenyl-nucleotide exchange factor activity. Gene Ontology annotation, biological process: protein stabilization. The record is from RefSeq and is a predicted model, not a curated record.